AGACUUUAGGCGCGAUGCGCGAUAUGUAUUGACAUACAUACAUACAUACAUUGAUAGCAUAACGGUGAUAGAAACGUGAAAAAAUUGUAAAGAAUCCUAGUACUAUGCACUUUAUUUGUACUUUAUAGUGACAUUCGCGCGGCUGUGAUAUACAUUAUUGAAUAAGUAUAUUUAUCGUUUUGCAAAUUAUCGUAAAAUUUAGAAACAACGUGAGAAGCGAUCGAUGUGGGAUAACCUAAGUUGACAUACGUGCCAUAUGUCUGAGAAAGAGACAAUGACUAGGAAUUAAACGUGAUUAAUAGAGAUUUAUACAAUAGAUAUCUAAUAAAUCAUGGCAUAAUCAACGAGAAUUCUUUGUAUAUGUAAAAACAUUAUAAUUAAAAUGGCAAGAAGCAAAAUGCAAGAAAAACACACAAAGAUAAAAGCUAGACUUGUGAAUGCAAGCUCUGCUAAGACAAGUAAAAGCUUACCAUUAUCAAUGAAUUCUAUAAUUGCUGCUAUAUGUAUUGCUAUUGCAGCUUGGUUUGGAUUCAAAGGAUAUCUUGAAACAAGAGUAAAUACCCCAUAUAAUGUAGAAAAGCUAGUUACCGCAUCUGGUUUGGAUGUUCCGGAUAGAUAUUGGGGGACUUAUAGAUCCAGUGUAUAUUUCGGUUUAAAAACAAGAGAUCCGCAUUCUUUGGUGACCGGUUUGAUGUGGUAUUUUCCACGUUUUCUACGGUACGACGGAAAUGGAUUUAGACAUUGGUGCGACCAAGGUGAUAAAUUAGACAGAUAUGCAUGGCUGGAGCAUGAUGGACGAACGUUUGGUGUUCAAGAAAUAAUAGAUAGUUCUGUAAUUAUAAGAACAACAUUCGUCAAGAGGCCAGGCGGAUAUCAUGGUGGUGACUGGACUGCAAGAAUCGCAGUAUUGCCAGAGAAGGAACACGAUAAAAGGGAAGAAGUAUCGCUGUUAUUUUAUACCGCUAUUGAGGAAAGCACAAAAGGUUGGAUAAAGGCUAAUCUAGGAGAUUACAAUCGCUUGACGGGAAUAGAGGGAAACACACACGGAUUAGGAUCCUUCAUUAUAAACCUAAAUUUACUAAAUGGUACUGUAGAAGAACAUUCCUUUCUAGUAACAGUCGCGUCUGGUCUAAAUGUAUUAAAAGAAACGGUUUUGCAAAAUCUUCGUAUUGCGACUGAAAAAGGAUCUAUGGAGAAACAUGUAGUUUUAGCUGGCGAACAACUGCUCUUAUCAUCCGAUGGCAAGAAAGAGGAUCCAAAUUUCAUAGUUACUCAAGUAACAGGAAGAGCUCCUUUUGAAAUCGAAAUUAGUUACGAAUCUGGCAGCUUUAGUAAUAGAAUAGACAAAUUAACAGGCAAGAACUACGACGAGGCUCUCGAGAAACAGAGACAACUAUUUUCGAAAAAAUUUGAGAAUGUUUUUAAAUUAGAAUCCAAGGGAUACACAGACGACGAAAUAACAUUCGCAAAAAUGGCAUUCUCAAAUCUUCUAGGUUCGAUAGGUUAUUUCUAUGGAACUUCACAAGUGCAAAGUACAUAUACCCAGGAACCCGUGCCUUAUUGGAAAGCACCUUUGUACACCGCUGUACCUAGCAGAAGUUUCUUUCCUCGUGGCUUUCUAUGGGACGAAGGUUUUCACGGUUUACUCAUCUCAAUCUGGGACACAGAGAUAGAGUUGGACAUUAUAAGUCAUUGGUUCGAUCUGAUGAAUGUCGAAGGAUGGAUCCCAAGAGAGAUGAUUUUGGGCCAGGAGGCUCUGGCUAAAGUGCCCGAAGAAUUCGUUACUCAAAUGAAUACAAACGCCAAUCCGCCCACAUUCUUCCUAACGCUGGAUUUUAUACUGCAGCAUAAAGAGCAGGAAUUAUUGAAACAUAAUUUUCAGCUGCUCGAUAAAUUAUAUCCACGUUUGCAGGCGUGGUUCUCCUGGUUCAAUGUCACGCAAGUCGGCGAUCUACCUGGCACAUACAGAUGGCGAGGCAGAGAUGAGACGACUAAUAGAGAAUUGAAUCCCAAAACGCUCACAUCCGGUUUGGACGAUUACCCCAGAGCUUCCCAUCCGAAUAUCGCCGAGCGUCACGUCGACUUGCGUUGCUGGAUCGCGUUCGCCGCUCGGGUUAUGGCUAGAAUCGCUGAAACGUUGAAUUACCCGGCAAAAAAAUAUGAAGAAACAUUCCAGUAUCUAUCCGAUAACAACUUGUUGAACAAACUGCAUUGGUCAUCGAAUACACAAACAUAUUCCGAUUUCGGUUUACAUACCGAUAAAGUAAUCUUACGAAAAUCCGCAUCAUCAUCUCACAAACAGAGAUCUCAUACGCAGUCUUUGGAAAUGAUACGCGUCGUAUUGGAGGAUCCCUCUUUAAAAUACGUCGAUACAACCUUUGGAUAUGUGUCGCUGUUUCCUUUCAUUCUGCAGAUCGUCGAGCCUGACUCGCCACAAUUGGGGAAGAUACUGCAAGAUCUACGGGAUCCCGAUUUGUUGUGGACCAAAUAUGGAUUGCGCUCACUCGCGAAAAUAUCGCCGCUGUAUAUGAAGUACAAUACGGAACAUGAUCCGCCUUACUGGCGCGGUUCUAUCUGGAUAAAUCUCAAUUAUUUGACGGUACGGGCCGCGUAUCAUUAUUCUAACGUAAAGGGCCCAUAUCGAGAAAAUGCGAGAAAAAUAUAUGAAGGGUUGAGAAAGAAUUUGAUACAAAAUAUUAUUAAGCAAUAUAAGAAAACCGGAUACUUGUGGGAACAUUAUAAUAGCGUCGAUGGAGAAGGCAGAGGAAGUCAUCCUUUCACUGGUUGGACUUCCUUGGUUGUAUUCCUUAUGGCAGAAAUAUAUUAAAUAUUUUCGAA
This is a messenger RNA of Formica exsecta, 2838 nucleotides long. RefSeq names its product mannosyl-oligosaccharide glucosidase GCS1 (gene GCS1). Gene Ontology annotation, cellular component: endoplasmic reticulum membrane. The transcript has 5 exons. Gene Ontology annotation, molecular function: Glc3Man9GlcNAc2 oligosaccharide glucosidase activity. Gene Ontology annotation, biological process: protein N-linked glycosylation; oligosaccharide metabolic process. The record is from RefSeq and is a predicted model, not a curated record. Lineage: Eukaryota; Metazoa; Arthropoda; Insecta; Hymenoptera; Formicidae. Bases 383 to 2827 code for a protein of 814 amino acids.